This is a messenger RNA of Leptonychotes weddellii (Weddell seal), 672 nucleotides long. RefSeq names its product ISG15 ubiquitin like modifier (gene ISG15). The record is from RefSeq and is a predicted model, not a curated record. Lineage: Eukaryota; Metazoa; Chordata; Mammalia; Carnivora; Phocidae. Gene Ontology annotation, molecular function: polyubiquitin modification-dependent protein binding. Gene Ontology annotation, biological process: ubiquitin-dependent protein catabolic process. Gene Ontology annotation, cellular component: cytosol.
ACGGCUCAGGUUCAUAAAAGGGCCGAGCAGGAGAAGAGCUGGAGGCUGAGAGGCAGCCCACUCGUCUGUGCCUGUGGAAGAUCCGGUGCCAGAGACCACAGUCAUGGCGGGGACCCUGAAGGUGAAGAUGCUGGGGGGUGAGGAGUUCCUGGUACUCCUGAGGGACUCCAUGCUGGCCCUGGAGCUGAAGCAGCAGAUAGCCCAGAAAUCCGGCGUGCCUGUGUUCCAGCAGCGCCUGGUUACCCACCCUGCCGGCGAAGUGCUGAAGGAUGGGGUCCCCCUUGACAGCCAGGGCCUGUGCCCUGGCAGCACGGUCCUGCUGGUGGUACAGAGCUGUGACAACCCGCUGAGCAUCCUGGUGAGAAACGACAAGGGUCGCAAUACCGCCUACGAGGUCCGGCUGACGCAGACUGUGGCUGAGCUCAAGCAGCAGGUGUGCCGGCAGGAGCAUGUACAAGCUGACCUGUUCUGGCUGAGUUUCCAGGGGAAGCCCAUGGACGACCAGCACCAGCUGGGGGACUAUGGCCUCACACCCCAGUGCACUGUGUUCAUGAAUUUACGCCUGCGGGGGGGUGGGGGUGGGGAGUGGGCAGGACCAAGAGGGCAGCGCUGAGGGCCACCCGCCCGAGUCCCUGAUCAAGUGUGGGUAAUAAAAGUUGAUGCAAAAUUAAA